This is a messenger RNA of Pseudophryne corroboree (corroboree frog), 861 nucleotides long. RefSeq names its product proline rich 13 (gene PRR13). The record is from RefSeq and is a predicted model, not a curated record. The transcript has 4 exons. The coding region runs from base 187 to 585 and encodes 132 amino acids. NCBI's taxonomy places the organism in Eukaryota, Metazoa, Chordata, Amphibia, Anura, Myobatrachidae.
GAGCAACUCUCGGAAAGGAACAUGAAAACUAGCCAAUCAGAAUGUUGAUGGGCGGAGCCAGGAGUGUAAAUAGUCCAAAGCUUCCCGGAAGAAGAAAUAAACGAGUCACGGCUCAACGGGUAACGGUAUUGGGCGUACCGGGGAGAGGACCGACAGCAGAAAUAACAAGUAAUCUUGGGCCAGGAAAUGUGGAAUCCAAACGCACCGGGGCAAGCUGGUUACCCACCAAAUGCAGGCUAUCCUCCUUCCAUUAAUCCGGCAUACCCUCCAGGUACAGUGCUUCCUGGGCAGCCUGGACAGCCUGGCUACCCGGUGGGUCAACCUGGAUAUCCUUCUGGGCAGCCUGUCUAUCUGCCUGGUCAGCCUGGAUAUCCUGUGGGACAACCUGGAUACCCUGGGUACCAACCUGGCUGCCCACCAUAUUCUGGCACCUAUCCACCUGGUAUACCAGGGCAACCAAUAAAUCCCAUGAUGCCUGGAUACCCUAUGGAUAAGAAAGCAAGAAAGAAGAUGGAGAAGGCACAGAGGAAAGCUUAUAGACGCAUGCAUGGGAGGAGAAGUUCAUCCUCUUCCUCCAGCGACUAGAAUAAAGAAGUACCGCUUAAUGAAUCUCCUCUGGGUCCAGUCCCAUGCACCAGGCUGUAGCAUGCGUCGAACGUCUUGGAAGAUGAAUUUCAGAGCCUGCUGCAGGUGCAAGGGACUUAAUAUGUCCACCUUAAGGAUGGAUGUAAUCAUUCCUGCACUAUUGUGAAUAUUACUCCGCAAAUGCAACACUAUGCAUUCCUCCUAUCACUUAUAUUAUUUUAACGUAUAUACAACUUAAUUAACCUGCUUCAAGUAAUAAAGUUAUAAUUUACUAUA